This is a messenger RNA of Pongo pygmaeus (Bornean orangutan), 6166 nucleotides long. RefSeq names its product receptor tyrosine kinase like orphan receptor 1 (gene ROR1). Gene Ontology annotation, molecular function: ATP binding; Wnt-protein binding; protein kinase activity. Gene Ontology annotation, cellular component: signaling receptor complex; plasma membrane. The coding region runs from base 713 to 3529 and encodes 938 amino acids. Lineage: Eukaryota; Metazoa; Chordata; Mammalia; Primates; Hominidae. The record is from RefSeq and is a predicted model, not a curated record. Gene Ontology annotation, biological process: multicellular organism development; positive regulation of canonical NF-kappaB signal transduction; protein phosphorylation. The transcript is spliced from 9 exons.
CCUGGGUCUGCUGUCGUCCAGCCACGAACUAGCUUGAGAUCCCGGAUAAGUCUCUCUGAGCCUCGGUUUCCCCUUCUGUCAAGUCGCCUCGAAGGUCCCCCGGGCUCGGUUCGGUGGCGAGUUUGAGGCGUGUGGGGGAGGGGAGGGGAGGGAGCGUGCCCGAGACGCGGGAGCCGCGACCGCUUUCUGCGAAGUCAGGGAGGGUGCGGGCGUUGAGGGGCGGCAGCAGAGGGCGCUGGGUCGCCAGCCUGGGCCGCGUCUCCCAUUGGUCAGGGCUGGGGCGCUGGGCUGGAGAGUUGGUGGAAAGUGACAAGUUGAGCGAGAGAGGGAGCGUGGAGACCGGGAGCAGCCGCCACCGCCGCCGCCGAGGGAGCCCCGGGACGGCAGCCCCUGGGCGCAGGGUGCGCUGUUCUCGCAGUCCGAGCCAGGGCGACUCACGCCCACUGGUGCGACCCGGACAGCCUGGGACUGACCCGCCGGCCCAGGCGAGGCUGCAGCCAGAGGGCUGGGAAGGGAUCGCGCUCGCGGCAUCCAGAGGCGGCCAGGCGGAGGCGAGGGAGCAGGUUAGAGGGACAAAGAGCUUUGCAGACGUCCCCGGUGUCCUGCGAGCGCCAGCGGCCGGGACGAGGCGGCCGGGAGCCCGGGAAGAGCCCGUGGAUGUUCUGCGUGCGGCCUGGGAGCCGCCGCCGCCGCCGCCGCCGCGAGAGGAGGAAUGCACCGGCCGCGCCGCCGCGGGACGCGCCCGCCGCUCCUGGCGCUGCUGGCCGCGCUGCUGCUGGCCGCCGCACGCGGGGCUGCUGCCCAAGAAACAGAGCUGUCAGUCAGUGCUGAAUUAAUGCCUACCUCAUCAUGGAACAUUUCGAGUGAACUCAACAAAGAUUCUUACCUGACCCUUGAUGAACCAAUGAAUAACAUCACCACGUCCCUGGGCCAGACAGCAGAACUGCACUGCAAAGUCUCUGGGAAUCCACCUCCCACCAUCCGCUGGUUCAAAAAUGAUGCUCCUGUGGUCCAGGAGCCCCGGAGGCUCUCCUUUAGGUCCACCAUCUACGGCUCUCGGCUGCGGAUUAGAAACCUCGACACCACAGACACAGGCUACUUCCAGUGCGUGGCAACAAACGGCAAGGAGGUGGUUUCUUCCACUGGAGUCUUGUUUGUCAAGUUUGGCCCCCCUCCCACUGCAAGUCCAGGAUACUCAGAUGAGUAUGAAGAAGAUGGAUUCUGUCAGCCAUACAGAGGGAUUGCAUGUGCAAGAUUUAUUGGCAACCGCACCGUCUAUAUGGAGUCUUUGCACAUGCAAGGGGAAAUAGAAAAUCAGAUCACAGCUGCUUUCACUAUGAUUGGCACUUCCAGUCACUUAUCUGAUAAGUGUUCUCAGUUCGCCAUUCCUUCCCUGUGCCACUAUGCCUUCCCGUACUGCGAUGAAACUUCAUCCGUCCCAAAGCCCCGUGACUUGUGUCGCGAUGAAUGUGAAAUCCUGGAAAAUGUCCUGUGUCAAACAGAGUACAUUUUUGCAAGAUCAAAUCCCAUGAUUCUGAUGAGGCUGAAACUGCCAAACUGUGAAGAUCUCCCCCAGCCAGAGAGCCCGGAAGCUGCGAACUGUAUCCGGAUUGGAAUUCCCAUGGCAGAUCCUAUAAAUAAAAAUCACAAGUGUUAUAACAGCACAGGUGUGGACUACCGGGGGACCGUCAGUGUGACCAAAUCAGGACGCCAGUGCCAGCCAUGGAAUUCCCAGUAUCCCCACACACACACUUUCACUGCCCUUCGUUUCCCAGAGCUGAAUGGAGGCCAUUCCUACUGCCGCAACCCAGGGAAUCAGAAGGAAGCUCCCUGGUGCUUCACCUUGGAUGAAAACUUUAAGUCUGAUCUGUGUGACAUCCCAGCUUGCGAUUCAAAGGAUUCCAAGGAGAAGAAUAAAAUGGAAAUCCUGUACAUACUAGUGCCAAGUGUGGCCAUUCCCCUGGCCAUUGCUUUACUUUUCUUCUUCAUUUGCGUCUGUCGAAAUAACCAGAAGUCAUCAUCACCACCAGUCCAGAGACAACCAAAACACGUCAGAGGUCAAAAUGUAGAGAUGUCAAUGCUGAAUGCAUAUAAACCCAAGAGCAAGGCUAAAGAGCUGCCUCUUUCUGCUGUACGCUUUAUGGAAGAAUUGGGUGAGUGUGCCUUUGGAAAAAUCUAUAAAGGCCAUCUCUAUCUCCCAGGCAUGGACCACGCUCAGCUGGUUGCUAUCAAGACUUUGAAAGACUAUAACAACCCCCAGCAAUGGACAGAAUUUCAACAAGAAGCAUCCCUAAUGGCAGAACUGCACCACCCCAAUAUUGUCUGCCUUCUAGGUGCCGUCACUCAGGAACAACCUGUGUGCAUGCUUUUUGAGUAUAUGAAUCAGGGGGAUCUCCAUGAGUUCCUCAUCAUGCGAUCCCCACACUCUGAUGUUGGCUGCAGCAGUGAUGAAGAUGGGACUGUGAAAUCCAGCCUGGACCACGGAGAUUUUCUGCACAUUGCAAUUCAGAUUGCAGCUGGCAUGGAAUACCUGUCUAGUCACUUCUUUGUCCACAAGGACCUUGCAGCUCGCAAUAUUUUAAUCGGAGAGCAACUUCAUGUAAAGAUUUCAGACUUGGGGCUUUCCAGAGAAAUUUACUCCGCUGAUUACUACAGGGUCCAGAGUAAGUCCUUGCUGCCCAUUCGCUGGAUGCCCCCUGAAGCCAUCAUGUAUGGGAAAUUCUCUUCUGAUUCAGAUAUCUGGUCCUUUGGGGUUGUCUUGUGGGAGAUUUUCAGUUUUGGACUCCAGCCAUAUUAUGGAUUCAGUAACCAGGAAGUGAUUGAGAUGGUGAGAAAACGGCAGCUCUUACCAUGCUCUGAAGACUGCCCACCCAGAAUGUACAGCCUCAUGACAGAGUGCUGGAAUGAGAUUCCUUCCAGGAGACCAAGAUUUAAAGAUAUUCAUGUCCGGCUUCGGUCCUGGGAGGGACUCUCAAGUCACACGAGCUCUACUACUCCUUCAGGGGGAAAUGCCACCACACAGACAACCUCCCUCAGUGCCAGCCCAGUGAGUAAUCUCAGUAACCCCAGAUAUCCUAAUUACAUGUUCCCGAGCCAGGGUAUUACACCACAGGGCCAGAUUGCUGGUUUCAUUGGCCCGCCAAUACCUCAGAACCAGCGAUUCAUUCCCAUCAAUGGAUACCCAAUACCUCCUGGAUAUGCAGCGUUUCCAGCUGCCCACUACCAGCCAACAGGUCCUCCCAGAGUGAUUCAGCACUGCCCGCCUCCCAAGAGUCGGUCCCCAAGCAGUGCCAGUGGGUCGACUAGCACUGGCCAUGUGACUAGCUUGCCCUCAUCAGGAUCCAAUCAGGAAGCAAAUAUUCCUUUACUACCACACAUGUCAAUCCCAAAUCAUCCUGGUGGAAUGGGUAUCACCGUUUUUGGCAACAAAUCUCAAAAACCCUACAAAAUUGACUCAAAGCAAGCAUCUUUACUAGGAGAUGCCAAUAUUCAUGGACACACCGAAUCUAUGAUUUCUGCAGAACUGUAAAAUGCACAACUUUUGUAAAUGUGGUAUACAGGACAAACUAGACGGCCAUAGAAAAGAUUUAUAUUCAAAUGUUUUUAUUCAAGUAAGGUUCUCAUUUAGCAGACAUCGCAACAAGUAUCUUCUGUGAAGUUUGACUGUGUCUUACCAAGCAGGACAGACACUAGGCCAGAAAAAAACAAAACAAACAAACAAACAAAAACAUUGUGGGAUGUGCACUCCAUUGGAGUGUAUGACAUGGCAUUGGGAUUGGAACAUGUGGUUUCAAGCACUGAAAGCUGCAAACCAGUGAAGAGGAAAAGAACCUUGUGAUUAAAUAUAAAACCAAAAGUCAAAUGGUGCUUUGUGUUUUAGCCUUCAGUCACCAUGACUGGUCUCUCCCCCAGAUGUAUAUAUACCAUAGCAUUUGUCUACCUGCUGUCUUUUCUUCAGGACAGAUGUUCAGGAAUUAUAUUGAUUGAAUUUAGACUCUUUGCAUGUUCUUAUGGAAAUGAUGUUCAGAAUCAAUGAAGAAACUUCAGGCCAAAUUUGAAACCCUGGAGGGAAAUGAGCCAUAAGACAAGUAUAACAAGCCCUGAAGCCUUCUAUGUCGUUGUGCUUCUUUGGGAAGGUGUAGAGCGUGCCUUUUUGUGAAUCCUCCUCUGAUCAUGAGGGUCUUUCCCACAGUUUCUCACAGUGUGUUUACACUGCCCUUGGAAUAACACAGCGCAUCAGACCAUAAGAAGGGUAGAUGUGGAUGCUAGAAUUGAUUGUUGGUUGAUAGUUCUCUUUGCUGGAUUAGGAAUGAGGCGCCAAAGGAAGCACAGCCAGGAAAAUGGCCCUACAGCCUAGAUCAGCAUCUGUGGGAAAGGAAAAAGGGUUCCCAUGGGGACAGCCCCCAUAGGAGUUUUCUGGAACCAGUAACACUGAAAAAUAAGUGUGUGGCUACAGAUGAGCACACCUACCCCUUGCAACUCCCUGUUUACAAGUUGUCCAAGGCAUUGGAGUGCUUAUGGUCAAUGGACUCUAGGGAAGUAGGAAACUCCAUCAUGAUACCAAUGUCUAGUAAUUUUAAAGUUUCUCUCCCUUUUUUUCUGUGCUGGAAACUUUCACAGAUUUGAUUCCCACCCCAAGAAUUACAACGAUGUAUUCAUACAGUUAGUUGGAAUCCAAAGGUAAUUAAUUCUAUUUUGCAAAAUAUGAUGGUCUUCCUAAAAAACAAGUACUGAGUUCUCAUUUCAAAAGUUACCAAGAACUGAAUUCUUUAAACUAGCAAAUCGAAGUAACGUAACCAUUUUUGCCUUAGUGGGAGGUUUCAAAUGUGCAGCUCAUGGCAUUUACCUGCCAACCAUCUUUUGCCAAGUUUAGAAUUCUUAUGCGUUUCAAGUUCUAUAUAGAAAGUAAUUUUACUUUUGAUUUUUCUCUUGUUAAAAAAAAAACUCCUUUAUUCUAAGAACAAUGUCUCAAAGUCUCAUUUUUACUUUAAAGGUAUAAGAGACUUAUAAAGAGACUUACAGGAUAUAAAAGUAAUUCCUGGAAAUGAUAUUUGAUGAGGAGAAUAUAAGAGAAUUAAAAACACAUUGAUGUUUUCAUUUUUAAAAAAUACAUCUAGCAUGAGAAAUCAAGAAAAUAUGUUUACCAAAAUGUAUUGCAAUUUUCCCAAACCUGAGUCUUCAAAUAACAAACAUGAACUUACAGGUACUGUGAACUCGAAGAAUUGGUUAUAUCCAGAUUUCUGGGAGAUAAAUUAAGACAUAUUUUUGUGGCAUAAAUAAGCUGAUUCAGAAGUUACAUUUCUUAACUUUAGGUAGAGGAGAAUAUUUGUAUCCUUUUGUUGCUAUGCAACUGUUUAAUGAUGAAGCUUCAAACCACAAUUUUGUAUAUCAUAUGACAAUCAAUUGUUUUCCAAGAAUAUUUAUUAUUUUAAGUACACAAUUUCAGUGAAUCUGAGUUUUUCUAGGAGUCCCUUAAAGGGAAAUUAGCAUUCCAUGAGCCAGUAAAAUACCUACUCUGGUAAAACAUUAUUAUGGUUAAAAAGUAAAUUCAAGUUAGUUUUUUAUAAAGAACUAUAACAUUUAUUUUAAACAUUUUAUAAUAACUGAAAACAUUAAAGUGAGCAAAUGAAAUUUCAAAACCACUUGUAAUAAUGUAUUUUAUAAUCGCACUGUGAUACUAUAUAACACAGUCUCUUUUGUAUUAAAAUAGUAUUUUUUUCACAAACUGAAAAAUAUCUUUUCCUUUGUUGACAAUGUUUUGUAAGAUGACUUUAUUUUCAGAUCUUUUUCUCCUUUUUUGCACAAAACUAUGCUUAUGGUUUGUGUCACAGAAGUGAAAAUAUAUCUUUGCAUUUUUAUAUCUGGUCUGUUUUUCUUGUUUCCUUUGUUUUUAACUUGAUAUAGAUUUUCUUCAAAUAUAUAAUGGCAAUUUUCAGAUAUCUCACCCUACCAUAUCUUUCCUUAUUUUCACUGCAUGCAUGUAAUCACUGUACUACUUAAUGUUUGAUUUGUUAUUAUGGGCAUUUCAAAUAGACAAGCAUUGAAUUGUAAUGACAAAAAGGCUAUUUUAUAUUAAGGAUAUAUGCAUUUGUAUUUCACACACCAGAGAUGAUAUUAAACACUGAGUAUUUUAUGCUGCUGUUUAUUAAAAAUGUUUACUAUAAAA